UUCAUUCCCCGUUUUUCUUUCUUUUCUUGUUCCCUCGUUUUAUUCUCAUUCCUUCUAAAUUCUUCACAAAGGAACAAUUUCCUCCCAAAGCCCUAAAUGACCGUCAAGUCUCUCCUCCGCCCAGGAAAUCGCCUCCACCAUAGUCAACCUGCAUCGCUCGUCUUUGAAGCCUUUGAAAGGAAAACCUAAUCAUAAAGCACAUGCUCGUUGGCUUUCCUUUUGGUCUGUCUCCUUUCCUUGUUGACUCGCCACUUAAUUCCCAGAUAACGCCUUUCGAUCUAUUGGUUCAUCAUAUAUUGUUGAUUUAGAUCGUACAACUACUCAGCAGCAACAGCGGCGUCGAUCACCUAAUAGCGUAGCGGUGGCGGUUCUGUUGGUGAUCUAGAACACUUUGAAAACUUUUAGUAAUUACAAAAAUUACUAAUGAAAACGCACAAUGAAAGCAAGAAAUCGAAAACGCACAACGAAAGCAAGAACGGUGAGUAGCAGCAAACAACUGAAAUCGACACGUCCAAAAUGUUUGAAGGUUCCAAAAACGAUAGAAGCAUCAAUCCCCAAUGUUGGGUUGCUAUGAAUUUCAAACAAUCAAUUCCAUACGCACUUCUCCAGACUUUUUCCCUGGAGGCUUAUCGGGAUAUGGCAUCUGCACUUUCCAAGGCUGAUGGAAUUGACUAUACUGACCCUGAAGAGUUAUUGGUUGCAACAAUAAUGGAUCUUGAUGCAAUGGAUGGUAAAGGGAGUGUGUCGUUAUUGGCAAAGUGUUCAACUUCUCCUAAUAACACAAUCAAAUUCUUCUUUAAUCCAAAGACUACUGCUAAGGUUCAUGUUUUGGGCAGCACAUACCAAAACCAACUCCUCAAAAUGAUUGAUGUCGGGGGCUCUUCGAUUUGCUUAGGAGAUUGUCCUCCUGAUGCCAUUCUCCCUCACGAAGAGUGCAACAAGGCUAACAAAAUUGCAUAUUAUUCUGAAUUGCAUAAAGUUCUUGGGUGGUACCUACAACUGUAUUAAAAAGGUUGGUUACAUGCGAUCACAAAAGGGCCAAUGGCACCAGAGACCAUGAAGGUUAGUUUUGUGAUUUUAUUCCUAAUUAAAAAAUUAGUUUUGGUGUGGUAGACCGCCCAUUAAGGUCAAUACAAAUGUUUCAAAGAUCAAACCCCAAAAGAGAAAUUUCUGAAGACUAAUAUGUAAACACGGUAUUUUCUUUCAUCAACAUGUUGUUUCAUAUUUUUUCGUCCGAAUCGGAAUUCAAUUCCAUUCUAGUCCUGCAUUUAGUUUAGUUUCAAAUGAGUUAUGAGUAGACAAUAAUGUCCUUUAUCAACGGAAAAGCAUGCUUCCAACAAACACCUUCUGUCCUUCCAUUGCAGGAAAAAGUAAGUAGAACUCCCUGUAAGUUAAGUUUUGUUUCUUCUUUUUGUUUUGUUGAUUAAAUUUCUAGUUUAGUUGUUUGUUGCAAUCCAUUCCUUUUUGACAUAUUGAUGAAGAAAUUUCUUUCCUGCAGGAAAUACCACAACUCCCUGAUCUCAAUCUUAAACAAAAAGUAGAAGAAUUCAGGAGUUUAGUAUCAUCAGCUUAGUAUCAUCAGCUGAUAAUUUUAAAAAGUUUUGGAAUUCAUCUCCUUAUCAUUUGGAGUAUCCGAGUGAAGGUGGUAAAAAGAAUGGAAGUAUUAUUAGAAGGCCUCCACAUGAUGUUAACUAUUGACUAUGUUCCUGCAGAACUAGGU
Messenger RNA from Lactuca saligna, 1720 nucleotides. The record is from the annotation of a GenBank genome assembly. NCBI's taxonomy places the organism in Eukaryota, Viridiplantae, Streptophyta, Magnoliopsida, Asterales, Asteraceae.